ACCCGAGAUGGAACACACGCAGCAACCUGGAGGCUGGACGCUGGAGAGUGCGUCACACGGACACGGUCACGGUCACGCCUCCCCCCUCACCUCGCCUCGCUCCCUCCCCAUCUCUUCCCGGCGAGCCCCCCCUCCACGCGUCUACCAACCACCAGUCCACCAGGCGCGCGGCGCGACCCCCAACCGACCCCGGUAGGCAGGCGCGCGCGGCGCGCCACCGUGACGCUCGACCGGCUGGCUUGCUGCGUGCGGCGGGGAGACGGAGGGCCGGGCGGCCCCCCCGUGCCGUGACGACGCCGCGCCAUGGAGGUGCCGCCGCUGCCAGCAGCGGCUGCGUCGGCGGAGGAGGAGCGCCGCAGCACGGCGACGGGGUCGUGCCUCCCCCGGCUGGUCUCAGGCGUCCUCUCGGGGGCCCUCACCGGCCUCUUCGCCGUCGCUGGAGGCUUGACGGGGGCGUUCACCGGCGCAUUGGCGGGGAGGGCUUCCGACAGCGGCGUCCUCCGGGGAGCCGGGCUGGGGGCGUUCGCGGGGGCGGUGCUCUCCAUCGAGGUUCUGGAGGCUUCGCGCGCGUACUGGAGCGCGGACCGAUCGAGCCCGCAGAGCACGUCCUCCAUGGGUGAUUUCAUAGAGCAGCUCCUUCAUGCUCGAUCUGUGCAAGACCAGUAUGAGCCAUCAGCAUAUAUGGCAUAUCGUUGGCAGGUUGGUAUUGCAGACAAUGAUGAUCUGUACGAUGUUCUUGAAGAGGUUUUAUCUGAUGGGCUCUCACAAGAUACCCUAAAGAAGUUACCACAUCAUGUCGUUACUGAUCAGAAGCAAGAAUCGGUUGCUGAAGACCUGUCUUGCGCUAUUUGCCUCCAGGAUGUAGUUGCCGGAGAGACAGUGAGGAAGUUGCCGAAGUGUUCUCACACUUUCCACCAGCCUUGCGUGGACAGAUGGUUCAUGGACCACUGUUCAUGCCCUGUAUGUAGGCAAGAUGUGUGUAGGUAGAUUAUGUUCGGCUCCAUGUUCUCAUGCCUUUGUAAAGUGUCUACUGGCAUCAUUCAUAUAGAAAGAAUUAUAAGUACCAAGCCCUAUAACUUGUUUGUAUCCAUACAUCAGAGGUUGCGCGGUUCGUGUUUUUCUAGUCACUCAUCUUGUGCACAUAAAACUGGAGAUAUCGCAAUGUGAAGUUUCUUUUAUCCAUCCUAUUA
Messenger RNA from Setaria italica (foxtail millet), 1190 nucleotides. Its product is annotated as NEP1-interacting protein-like 2. Lineage: Eukaryota; Viridiplantae; Streptophyta; Magnoliopsida; Poales; Poaceae. The transcript has 5 exons. The record is from RefSeq and is a predicted model, not a curated record. Bases 304 to 987 code for a protein of 227 amino acids.